AAUAUUCUCACAUGCAUCCACUUGACGGCGAUUAGAAAAACCCUAGCCAUCAUCAUGUAUGCGAAUGCGAGUAACAGCAUACGCAGUCGGCCUCGCCUCGGCCAGAGCCUUCUUCAAACAAAGCCGCUGAAAUUUUUGAAAGCGACUUGGCACCAGGGCGUCUUAAAAGCCUCAACGUUCCCGCUUGGACAUUUACACACGCACCUGGCUUGCAGAACGAGAGUCCCGGAGCCGGAGGAAUCCCAACGCAGCCGAAGAAACCUGAACGAUUCUCGGAGAGAUGAAGUACGUGUUAGUGACGGGAGGGGUGGUGAGCGGGCUGGGCAAGGGCGUGACGGCAAGCAGUGUCGGCGUCGUUCUCAAAGCCUGCGGCCUCCGCGUCACCUCCAUCAAAAUAGAUCCUUACCUAAAUACAGAUGCUGGUACCAUGUCUCCGUUUGAACACGGGGAAGUUUUCGUUCUAGACGACGGGGGCGAGGUUGAUCUGGAUCUGGGUAACUAUGAGAGAUUCUUGGAUGUGACACUUACUAGGGAUAACAACAUCACCACAGGGAAGAUAUAUCAGUCUGUCCUCGAAAAGGAACGCAAAGGCGACUAUCUUGGGAAAACUGUUCAGGUGGUCCCACACAUCACAGAUGCCAUUAGGGAUUGGAUUGAAAGGGUAUCCGCCAUUCCAGUUGAUGGGAAAGAGGGCCCAGCAGAUGUUUGUGUGAUUGAAUUGGGUGGCACUGUAGGUGACAUUGAAUCAAUGCCGUUCAUUGAGGCUCUACGACAACUAUCCUUCUCAGUUGGUCAAGAUAAUUUCUGCCUCAUUCAUGUGAGCCUUAUACCUGUACUGGGUGUUGUAGGGGAGCAAAAAACAAAGCCCACACAACAUAGUGUGCGGGAACUGAGAGCAUUGGGCUUGACUCCUCACUUAUUAGCAUGUCGUUCUGCCCAGCCUUUAUUGGAAAACACAAAACAGAAACUCUCACAGUUUUGCCAUGUUCCAGGUGGUAAUAUUCUCAAUAUCCAUGAUGUUCCAAAUAUUUGGCAUGUUCCUCUUUUACUUCGGAACCAAAAUGCUCAUAAUGCGAUCCUAAAUCAGCUAGAUUUACUCAAGGUUGCUACUACUCCUGAUUUACAAGAGUGGAUGAAUAGGGCAGAGACAUUUGACAAUCUCAGCAAUUCGGUGAGAAUUGCAAUGGUUGGGAAGUAUGUUGGCUUAGCGGAUUCAUAUUUGUCUGUUGUGAAGGCUCUUUUGCAUGCCUGUAUUGCAUGUUCAUUGAAGCCAUCUGUUGACUGGAUUGCAGCUUCAGACCUGGAAGAUGAUACUGCAAAUUUGGCACCUGAAGCUUAUGCUGCAGCAUGGGAAACUUUGAAGAAUGCAGCCUGCGUCUUAGUUCCUGGUGGAUUCGGAGAUCGUGGCGUGCAAGGAAUGAUGUUAGCUGCGAAGUAUGCCAGGGAGAAUAAAGUUCCAUAUCUUGGCAUUUGCUUAGGCAUGCAGAUUUCUGUAAUUGAGUUUGCUAGAUCAAUUUUGGGUUGGGAAAAGGCAAACAGUCAUGAAUUUGAUGCUGACACACCCAAUCCUGUUGUAAUCUUCAUGCCUGAGGGUUCAAGAACGCAUAUGGGAAGUACAAUGAGGCUGGGGUGUCGAAGAACUCUGAUUCAGACUCCUGACUGUGUUACUGCCAAAUUGUAUCACAAUUCAGAAUAUGUGGAUGAACGUCAUCGGCAUAGAUAUGAGGUGAACCCAGAGGUUGUCGAGAGAUUAGAAGACGCUGGCCUGAAAUUUGUGGGGAUGGAUGAAAGUGGAAAGCGGAUGGAGGUCUUAGAACUGCCUAGUCAUCCAUUCUAUGUGGGAGUGCAGUUCCAUCCAGAAUUUAAGUCACGGCCUGGGAGGCCUUCAGCUCUGUUUCUAGGUCUUAUAUUGGCAGCAACAGGGCAGUUAGCAGCAUAUAUUAGCAAACAACAGAAUGGAAGUCUAUAGGAAACUCUCUCAGUUUGAAUAGAUUCACAUGAAUUAUACAGGAAUACAGGGUUUAGAUGCUUUAAAGGCGAACUGGCACUCAUUGAGGCUCAAAAAGAGGGAUCGGCAAUGGUGUAAAAGUCGCAAAAAACAGGGAUAGAACUAAGGUGGAGAAAUUCUUCUCUCCUUGCUGCAUUCUGCAAGUGUUUUUUUACGCCUUUUCCACCAAAAGGGAACAAAAAAUGGAGGGAUAGACGACAAUUGACAGGCCGUCAUCUCAAGUUUUCUCUGGUAACCGAGGGACUUUCUUUAGCUUUUGGAUAACACAGUCUGAAGCAUGGCAAUGGAUUGAUAUUGUCGACAUGGUUGAAUUCUAGGAACAUUUCCGCUUAAUAUGAGUAGAAGUAGAAAUUCCAUUUUACUUGAAGAAAGAGCAAAUAUUAAAUUCAUUGGUCGCCAUCUGAUCUCACUUGUAAUGUAACGUAUGUUUUGCUUUGCAACCUCAGUCGGUUUCGUAAUUCUGGAGAUUCAAAAACCUUUGUAGCAUUGAUGUUACUACACAAGAAAUAUUAAUUUUAAUGAGUGUCA
This is a messenger RNA of Diospyros lotus (date-plum), 2536 nucleotides long. RefSeq lists its product as uncharacterized. Lineage: Eukaryota; Viridiplantae; Streptophyta; Magnoliopsida; Ericales; Ebenaceae. The record is from RefSeq and is a predicted model, not a curated record. Gene Ontology annotation, molecular function: identical protein binding; CTP synthase activity. Bases 281 to 1969 code for a protein of 562 amino acids. The transcript is spliced from 23 exons. Gene Ontology annotation, biological process: pyrimidine nucleobase biosynthetic process; CTP biosynthetic process.